CCAAACCGAUCCCCAAAUCUCUUUCUCUCUCCCUCCAUAACCGAUCCCUUUCUCCAUUUCUCCCUUUCUCUUUUGUUUGCUCUCUGCCAACCCCGAACGGAUACCCACUGAUUGUCCCCGCCGUUCAAGCACCGUUCCCAUUUCUCUGUAGCUUGGCGCCAACCUUCUACCUUUCCCUUUCCCCGUUGCUUGGUGCCAAGAAGUUUGGGGCAUUUGAUAAAUAAAAUGGGUAAACUUAGUAUUGAUAGUGUGUAGCUAGUUUAUAAAUUUUUAGGUACAAAUAUACCAAAAAAAAAAAAACGUUCUUGAAAAGCAUAAGAAGUGAGUAAAAUCAGAGAAAAAAAUAGGAGGUAGAGCAGAGCAACACAUUGAAGAUUUUGAAAAAAAAUUAUCAAUAGGUGAACCCAUGGCCGAAGAUGGUAGCCAUGGCACCUCCGCCUCUGAUUCCUCAACAACCAUCGUUAAUUUGCUUCGUAAAUUUCUCGCCAUUCAGCAGCGUCGAGCCGAAGCCUAUUCCAACCUCAAAAGGGGAUUUUUAGAGUAUAUGAUUUCGGGAAAUGAAUUGGCCUAUCAACAGCUUUGCAGUGACAUUACAGUGGAGUUCAAUAACUGCUCUAAACAAGUCAUUGAAAUGGAGUCCCUAUUUCAGAAUUCUGAGUACGAUCGAGUUGAUUUAGCUAAGCUUUUGAGAUCUGUUCAAGAACAGGAAAAGCAGAAACUGAAUUUGACGGUCACAUUACAGGUACUAAAGAAGGCUGGUCGAUCAUCAGAACGUUUGGUGAGCCAUGCGGAUUACAAAUUUGAGAUACCAAUGGAGCUUGAGUGUGUGCAUGUCCAUGAGAUUACAGAAGCUGCUAGGACUAAAGAGGCAGAAGUAGAUGCUAUGUAUGAUAAAGAACAAAAGGAGGCCAUUAGAGGAGUACAGGAUGUUGUGACUGCUAUAAACGAGCAUUUGGAAGAGCAAUUUGAUGCUGGUGGAAAACUAUUGCAUAAAUUGGAUACUAAGCUUGCAGUUAGCUCUUAUGGGGAGGGUGAACUCGCCAGCCUUAUUCAAAUAUUAUACAUUAAACAACCUCCAUCAACAGUCUCUGGAUAUGAUGAUGAGGUGGAAUGGGCAGAAUACAAAAUCAAAGAAACUAAUAUGUUUACUGUAGACAAAUAUCAACAGAAGCAUGAUGGUUAUCCAUCAGGGUCAAUGGUUGACUUUGCAAGCGACAUAGAUGGGUCUCUGAUUUUAGCUGUUAGUAGGUUGGCGUUUCAUUCAAAGGUAAUUGCAGAGAGCUUAUCUGAAGAAGAAAUUGCUGGCCUAAAAGAAAUGUUCAAAAUGAUAGACACUUACAGUAGUGGUCAAAUCACUUUUGAAGAACUUAAGGCUGGUUUGAAAAGAUUUGGAGCUAAUCUUAAGGAAUCUGAAAUUUAUGAUUUAAUGCAAGCAGCAGAUGUAGAUAACAGUGGAACAAUUGAUUAUGGAGUGUUUGUAGCAGCCACUUUGCAUUUAAACAAAAAUGAGAGAGAAGAUCAUUUGUUCGCGGCAUUUUCCUACUUCGAUAAAGAUGGAAGUGGCUACAUUACUCAAGGCGAGCUUCAACAUGCUUGCGAGGAGUUUGGUGUAGAGGACGUCCGGCUAGAAGAAAUGAUGGGCACAUAGAUUAUAACGAGUUCGUGGCGAUAAUGCAGAAAGGAACUAUUGGUGUUGAAAGUACUAACUUUUCACUAUGUUGAAUAUUUAAGACUCCUUGAAUACUUAAAGAACAUUUUGUUGUUGAUGACAGUGUUGAAUGUUUUAAACUAAUUUGUGGAUUGUUAAUACAAUGUUGAAUGUUUUUA
This is a messenger RNA of Humulus lupulus (European hop), 1827 nucleotides long. RefSeq lists its product as uncharacterized. The coding region runs from base 407 to 1648 and encodes 413 amino acids. The transcript has 10 exons. The record is from RefSeq and is a predicted model, not a curated record. Gene Ontology annotation, molecular function: calcium ion binding. NCBI's taxonomy places the organism in Eukaryota, Viridiplantae, Streptophyta, Magnoliopsida, Rosales, Cannabaceae.